UGGCCAAGUGCAUGCGUGUACGGGUAGUACAUAGUGUGUAUGUACGUGUACUUACUUUGUACUUUGCUUUGUGCUGCCGGCCUGUACAGUAUGCAUGUACUGUGGCGUAAUUCGGUACCUGCCCUACUUGGGAGCGCCACUGCUUCAUUGACGCCGUUGUCUCGACUGCAGCCAGACUCCACUCUACACCGCGUUCUUCGCUAUGCCUCUGCACCUAUCUCCACCAUUCCUUAAUCCCUCCACACCUGUUGGCGAGCCUGAGUCUUUUGACCAUCGUUGAAGGGCUGGACCCUGCGACUGGAAACUACACCUCUAUCUAUCCUCCCCGUCUCCCCUCCACCGCUACGCCACUAUCAACCAAUAUCCACGCAAUCAUGGCGUCCUCUUCGGCCACACGACCCAAGAUAAUACGCAAGGGCUCCUCACACCGAUCUACCCUUUCUCUGCAUCGCACCGAGAUUAUUAUCAAUGUUUACGAUCUUCUACCUCCCGGCAAAGUAUCAACCAUCCUAUGGGCUAUAGGCAGCUCUCUCCUACACACUGGUGUCGUUAUCAACGAUAAGGAAUACGCAUACGGAGGUCACGAUCAACGCGGUGUGACUGGAGUAUAUUACACAAGACCCAAACAAGAACCUCCAGGUGGGACCUGGAGACAAUCAGUCCUCCACGGAUUCUCGUUCCGACCCGAAGAAGAGGUAAAGGCUAUCAUUUUGGAGGCGUCGAACGAGUUUCAGGGAACUUCCUACAAUCUCCUCACGAGGAACUGCAAUCACUUCACUUCUUACCUCUGCGAGAAACUCACUAGUCGUUGCGCUCCCGGGUGGAUCAAUCGUGCCGCUAGCAUAGGCGUAGCUCUACCUUGCGUUGUACCACGGGAAUGGAUAGCACCCCCCGAUCAUGAUACUGCGGAUGGAGAGCUCCUUGAUGAGGACUUCGAAGAUGAAAGAUCGGCUAUGCUGCGGGGCGAUCAAAGGACACGGCAUAGGAUGUCCGACGAAGAUUCGGAAGACAGGGACAGUGAAGCAGGCCAAGUCGCGGGUAGCAGUAGCAGAGGCGUUGUCAAAUGCUCAAGAGAGUAUCCAAGAUACUCGUCUAGCAACCAUGCACCUAGGCUGGUGUCGGUCAAAGAUACAUCUGGGCGAGAGAUGCCAACGGCGGAGAGGGCGCCAAUGCCUAGCAGAAUAACAUGA
Molecule: messenger RNA, 1190 nt
Organism: Aaosphaeria arxii CBS 175.79
Lineage: Eukaryota; Fungi; Ascomycota; Dothideomycetes; Pleosporales
Product: DUF862-domain-containing protein
Exons: 4
Coding region: 375-1190 (271 amino acids)
Biological process (GO): protein deubiquitination
Molecular function (GO): deubiquitinase activity
Source: RefSeq, a predicted model, not a curated record